Alnus glutinosa is the source of this 579-nucleotide messenger RNA. RefSeq lists its product as uncharacterized. The record is from RefSeq and is a predicted model, not a curated record. The coding region runs from base 1 to 579 and encodes 192 amino acids. NCBI's taxonomy places the organism in Eukaryota, Viridiplantae, Streptophyta, Magnoliopsida, Fagales, Betulaceae. The transcript has a single exon.
AUGACAAGGAAGUUCUUUUUCUUAGUUUUAAUUGCUGUUGGAUCAAUCUCUUUUCUAUGUCUAGAAGCUGAUGCCAAGAAAGUAGUUUCAAAAGUGGGGAGGAAAGAAAAAAUUGGCAAUCAGCAUGUAGUGGUGGCACAAAGCAGCAGAAGGCUAGAAAAUGAAGAUGAAGAGAAAGUAGGAAAGUUUGGACAUGGACCAGGUGUUAGUUGUGAAGAGAAUGAAGAAACUGGUGAUGAUGAAGAUGGAGAGAAUGACAAAGAUGGUGAUGGUGAAUGCAGCGAAGAUGAAGAGUGCGGCAAAGAAGAUCAUGAUGGAGAUGAUGAAGAUGGAAAGUGUGAAGAAGAUGAGUGUGACAAAGAUGCUGAUGAUGGAGACAAUGAAGAUGGAGACAAUGAAGACGGAGACAGCGAAGAAGACGGUGACGAAAAUGGGGGAGGAGAUGAAGACGACGAGGACGAAAAUGGGGGAGGAGAUGAAGACAACGAGGACGAAAAUGGGGGAGGAGAUGAAGAUCUUGGAGUUGCUAAUCUUAAAAGACCUCCAUCUUCAAGGGAGGUUCAUGGCCCUCCCAAAUAA